Molecule: messenger RNA, 2331 nt
Organism: Lodderomyces margitis
Lineage: Eukaryota; Fungi; Ascomycota; Pichiomycetes; Serinales; Debaryomycetaceae
Gene: PDC2
Product: Pdc2p
Exons: 1
Coding region: 1-2331 (776 amino acids)
Cellular component (GO): nucleus
Molecular function (GO): DNA binding
Source: RefSeq, a predicted model, not a curated record
AUGGGGUACACUAUCAAACAAAAGAUUGAAAUUUGUCUCAAAGCGGAAUCAAAUCCCCAGAUGACGCAGUCUGAUCUUGCAGUAUGGGCAAUGCAUGAAUACGGACUGGCAAAACCGCCGUCUCAGACUACAAUCUCGCGCAUACUAAGUUCAAAAAACGAUAUAAUUGCUUCAAAGGAAGAUGAUUUCAAAUUGGUGCGUCGGAGAAAACAGACAAACCCCUUGUUGCGCAAAAUCUUAACCGAAUGGAUCACGCAAGCGACGUGGGAAAAUAUCCCCAUUACCACUCCCAUAAUACAACUGACAGCACAUGCUAUAUGGACAAGAUUGCCCAAGCUGGAAAAAUCGGGAAAUGGCGUGUUUAACCAAAAGUGGUGCGCCCAUUUCAUGAAGAAGUUGAAUAUAAAUAUAACGGGAAAUGAAGCAGAUAUCAAGCAGAAUUUUGGAUACAAGUUGAAUAAAGUUUGGAUGUUGGAUGAGAAAGUGGAGCUAAAGACUUAUUUGGAUAACUUGAUUCGACAGGAUGACUACUCGCCGCAAGACAUUUUUGUAAUUGAUGAAUUUCAAUUGUUCUAUUCACUUCCCUUGGAUCAGAUAUUUGAUGUUAGCUCAGUUGAUAAAGGACUACAGCAGUCGCACUCAUCCAAUGAAUAUUCAUUAACUGCCUUGCUAGGGUGUAAUAUUGACGGUCUGGAGAAGCUAUUACCGUUGAUCGUGGGGAAAUACGACAAGUUUGACGUCUCAAAGAGCUCAUUUACUAAUUUGCAAACUGUAUCGUGUGACAACACAUCUCAUCAUAACUUGAUGAACAAAAUAACCCAAAUGUAUAAUAUAUCGUACAAAGCAAAUACCAACAAAUGGGUUACAUCACUGAUGUUUCAAAACUAUAUUUUAUCCCUUGAUCACAAAAUCCACAGCUUGACUCCUCAUAGGAAAAUAUUGAUUAUCUUGGAUGAUUGCUCGAGUCAUCGAUUAAUUAAUAUCCAGUUUCAGAAUAUCAAACUUGUGUACUUGAAGAAUGAAAACUGUCAUAAAAAUCCAUACAAUACAUCAUAUGGGUCGGUCAAAUUCGACUACUUGCCGAUGAACUUUGGCAUUAUUGAAGAGUUCAAGAUCCUUUAUCGUAUCCAACAAUACACUGAAAUGAUCAAGUUGCAACGUAACAAGUCUUUGGGAAAUCGGACAAAGCAAAAAUCAAUGAGAAACUCUGCUGCUUCUCCGUUGGGUUUAAACUACGAUAUGGCUAACACUUCGCCUGCACUUGAGGUAUUGGCUGAGCAGGACUACCAUAUCCCAAUGAUUAAAGUUAUUGAAUGGGUAACCAAAGCAUGGUCUUUGGUUUCACCCGAGCGUAUAUUCCAAUCAUGGAAAAAAACUCGAUUAUUGCCAUUGAAUCCAAAUCAAGAAUGGCCCAAUUCGCAAUCGAGGUAUAUAACCAAUGAGAUUUUCCAACCUUUGAAUAGGAGACUCAAUUCAUUUGAUGAUACAAGGAGCUAUAAGGAAUUGGAAGAAAUUAUGGGACAUUUGAAUGUUGUUAUACCUUGGGAAAUUGAAGAGUUGGUGGGGUUGGUGAAUGAGAGGGGGAAAAUCACUUUAAACUAUGCUUCAAUUGAAGAAAUUAUUGGCAGCUGUCUACUGGAAUCGAUUGAAGAUGAUGGUCCUAGCGAUGACGAAGAAAACCACGAUAUGGACUUAGACAAUGCCGAAGCAGAGUCAAAUGACAAUAGCUCGACACGAUGGUCGAUCAGUGAAAAUGAUCUCAAAGAUGCUAGUAACAUAAUAUUCAACAAAGCCAUCGCCAACACUACUGAUUCAGGUGAUACAAUGAUGAAUGUUGAUUCUAUUUCCACCACAAUGAGAAAUACCCUAGGUUCAAAUGAUGUGCUGAUGGAGUCGGAUCAAGUAUUCAAUCAUGAAGCUAAUAGUAUCGCCACAACCAAUUCUCGGUCGCCUAGCUUUCCUUUUGAAUCACCAGCUACGAGCUCAAAUAAUAAACACAAGUUGGGUCCUUUAGAAAGCUGGGAUAAGAAGAAACAGGCAUCAGCUGUAUUGCUGCUGUCGCAGCAACCGCAACAAAAUAUCAAUCAGCUUUUCGACAACUCGUUUGCUAAUGGUACAGCCUUGAGUAUAUACCAGCAGCAACAUCGGCAACUACAAUCACAAUCACAAUCACAAGCUUUUCCAUCGGGUUCUCAAGUGGAUUAUGACAUGCAGCAGUCUAUAUUAAGACUUAUCAACUAUUCAUCACUCAACUCGAUAAAUUUGUCUCAGUCCACGAUUGAUGAUCUCAAUUACAACUUGAAAAUAAUCCAGUCGAGAUUAUGUCAGUAG